AUGUCUCAUAGCAAAAGUCACUUCACUGCCCAUGAGCGCAACGAAGUCGCCAACCACUGGGGGUCGAAAAGCACGCGGCUGACUCGAGAUUCCUUCUUACCGUUUGGGUCAUGCCAAUUAUGUCUCCUUCCAGCCCGUGAGCCCGUGAGCUGUGCCGGACAUGGACACUUUUUCUGCCGGGAAUGUGCUCUCAGCAAUAUCCUGGCUCAGAACAGGGAGCUCAAGCGCCUGAAGAAGCAAGCUGAGCGGAGAAUUGCUGAAGAUGCCGAUGAGAAGGAUCUCGAGGACGCUGAGAGCCAGGCGAGAGCAUUGGAGGAGUUUGAGAGGGUGCAGGCGGGUUUGAGCGCGAGGAGUGGUGGACGGGCUGGGCAGAGGAUCGUGGGCAGGCGAGAUGGCAAGGUCACAAUUGAGCAGGAUGCUGAAGGCAAGGGCGCGAAGCGCAAGUUCGAGGUUGGAGAGGACGAGCUGCUACGACUGGCCAAGGAAGGUGUCUAUAAACGUCAAAGGCCCGGAGAUGCGAAGGACAAGAGCGAAUUACCUAGCUUCUGGGUGCCGAGUGAGACGCCUGGUAACAAAAGGGCUGACCUCAGAGUGAUCAAGCAGCAGCCAUCGUGUCCAGCAGCUGCAGCCGAGAAGCCACACGACUUUACGCUGAAGACCUUAAUCACUGUCAACUUUAGCUCCGACAAGGCCAAGGGCGAUGAAAACAAUGAUCAACCCACGUCACGAAGCUGUCCAAGCUGCAACAAAACGCUCUCAAAUAGCACGAAAGCCGUCCUCGCCAAACCAUGUGGUCACGUGCUGUGUGAACCAUGCAGCGACAAGUUCCAGCGACCACCGGAGAAGUCUGCCCACGAUACAGAGCUUGAUGAAACUCUCCGAUGCUAUGUUUGCCAAGGAGACAUCACAGCUGGACGCAAGGUGAAGCGGCGGAAGGACGGAGACGCCAGUGAGAAAGAGGGUAAAGUCGAGCGCGGCCUCGUGGAGCUCAGUAGUGAUGGGACUGGGUUCGCUGGUGGCGGGAUGAACAUGGUCAAAAAGGAUGGUGUUGCAUUCCAAUGCUAG
Recurvomyces mirabilis is the source of this 1065-nucleotide messenger RNA. RefSeq lists its product as uncharacterized. Gene Ontology annotation, molecular function: ubiquitin protein ligase activity. Lineage: Eukaryota; Fungi; Ascomycota; Dothideomycetes; Mycosphaerellales; Teratosphaeriaceae. The record is from RefSeq and is a predicted model, not a curated record. The transcript is spliced from 2 exons. Gene Ontology annotation, cellular component: nucleus. The coding region runs from base 1 to 1065 and encodes 354 amino acids.